Molecule: messenger RNA, 1062 nt
Organism: Seminavis robusta
Lineage: Eukaryota; Bacillariophyta; Bacillariophyceae; Naviculales; Naviculaceae
Source: the annotation of a GenBank genome assembly
AUGGUGAUGAAUAAGGAUUAUAACGCUGAAGAUGACUGGGAGGUGGUCUCAGACGAAGGAGCUCAAGAGGAAUCGCAAAGCGAGGAACCAUCAUCCACAGUGGAGAGCGUGGAACCAAGACAGGAAACACCAUCAGAUCCACCAGCAGAACCAGCGGCCAAGGAGGAACAACCAGAGGAAGCGGAGACUCAUCCCAAAGAGACGGACAGAACUCCUGAUGAAGACACCGAAAUUGCCACCAAGGCUUCGUUAGGGAAUUCGGUAUCCACGCAGACGAGCGUGGAAAAUUCGGAAGGGUCUACCACCAAGGCAACCAACACAACCGUGGAUGUUGCUGAAGGCGUUGCUGUUGACGAAGAGAAGAAAGAGGAAGAAGAGCAAGAGCCACUGCUCUCUAAGGAGGACGAGACAAAAGUCCCAGAGGAAACAACCCCGGAAACCCCACAGCAACAACCAGCAAGAAAACCCAGUCUCCCAGGAUGGCUGCAGGGUUCCCUCAAUAAGCUUGGAACUGUCAUUAAGGAAGCGGAUGCUAAACACAACCUUCAACACAGAGCUCGCAACAGUGUCAAGACAGUGGGAGAUUCUCUCACCAAACUAGGAGAUUCCAUUCAGAAAGAAGCCACUGUCGCCAAGGCAACCCUAGACCGAGAAUCCGUUCGUUUCACGGAAACCAUUCAAGAAAAAGCCGACGAGGUCGAUUGGCACAACAAGACCAAGGCCGUCGAAGUACAAGUCAAGGAAGCCGCACAAAAGGUCGAAGAAAGUGCCAAGAAAUUGGGAGAAUCCGUCAAGACGAACGCCACCAAGGCUGGAGAAACGGUCAAGGUUGGCGCCACAAAAGCGGGAGAAACGGUCAAAGAAUUAAACAAGGAUGGCAAGGUGACGGAUUUCUUCGCGGCAGCUGCCGUCGUAGGAGGUGCCCUGCUCUUGGCACGAGGCAAACCCGGCGCAGGAGCCGCCAUGAUGGCCACGGGCGGUGCGGCAUAUGCCGCCUCGGAAGCCACCCGAGGAGACCGGCAGUAUGAUGCCGGGUUGAAUGAAAACCUUCAUAUGGAUUAA